AUGGCCUCGAAAGAUAUUGUUGUUAGCACAGACCUCAGGCUCUCCAUUCGGCGCAAACAGGGCCGUCCGCACUCUCCGAGCCCGCCGACUCGCGCCGUGGAGGACAGCGAAGGCGUCGUCUCGGAGAUUCGCCAACCCCCUCCCAAGCGAUCGCGAAAGGCGAUAAACUGCACGACGGCCCUAUGCUACCAAGGUCAAGACAACGACCCUCCCCAAAAUGAUGAAAGCCGCCGUUCCAUCGAUGUCUUCGCAGAGAUCUCACGCAUCCGUCAAUCUCUUACCUUGCUCGAGGCCCAUAUGAAAGACAGUGCAGGCUCGAGACCAAAUUUUACCCGACAAACCCCUACAUCGCUGCGAGCUCCGCUCACUGGUUUGCUCGUGUCUUCCUCCCGCCCUUCCAUUGACAGCCUUAUUGGUCACCGGGCAAGCGACUCGUCAGAUGCCACUCUCGUUGAUCGGAAGCCGCCUGACUCGGAGCCCGAUACUCGACCAGGAAAGUUGGGCCGACGAGGGAGCACGGGACUCUAUGUUGGACCGACUAGCCCGGUCUCGAUGCUGUUCUCGACUUCAGAUGACGACGUCUCGAUGUUCAUCGGUGAGACGGAAUUGGGCCCUGAUCAGGCCGAUGGCACUCUGGACGAGGAUACCAAUGAUCCAUCAUCCUCUGAACCUUCUCACUCCACCGUCUACGACGACGACUUGAUUGCCUUCCUUCCUCCGGUAGAGGUUGUUGACGGAUUGAUAGCAUAUUACUUCAAAUACUGCAAUUGGAUAUACCGUCAUGUUGAUGAAACUGCUCUCCUCGCUGGGUGGGCACACUACAAGGCCGGCCAGGGAAGCGACCGACUCAUCCUUGGGACCGUAUGUGUCAUCAUCUGUCUUGCGAUUUACUAUCUGCCUCCUGGGCAUGCUUUGUUGAACGGGCUCCCCGGACCUAUAGAUGAACAUGCGAGGAGAUACCAUGGUGUCAUGCGCGUGGCUCUCAAGCGAUAUCGAGAAGAAUCGGAAUCCCCAGCACGAAUGUACACGCUUCCAUUUGUAGAGCUCCUACUCGCAGAGACACAUCUCUUAGCAUUUUGCAGAGACGAUCCGGAGGAGAUCUGGAGUCUAGGAGGCGAGCUCGUCAGCAUUGCCACUGCUAUGGGAUUGCACCGAGAUCCAGCAAAUAUCGACGUUGGCAGCAGCGUCGCGGAGCGCAGGCGCUGGGCCUGGUGGCACAUAAUUCUCUUUGAACGCUGGCAAGCGUUCAUGUUCGGUCGCCCACUACACAUCGCCACACAUCAUUUUGAUACCCAACUCCCUACACAAUGCGACUCGGAGGUCGAUGAGUCGGGGCGGCGAUACAUCGCGAGCCUUGCCUUUUUCCGCCUUGCAUACGUGCUCGGCGAGAUCAUGGACGACGCCGUAUCCUUUCGCUCAGUAUCUUAUUCUUCCAUUCAGGAGAAAGACCAGCUCCUCACAAGCUGGUACGACUCUCUUCCGCCUGAACUCUGUCUGGAAGGCUUCGCGCUCGUGCGCGAACUGGGAAGUCUGGACGAGUCAGCUCGGCGCGCCGCCGUACAGAGUGUCGUUGAACGUAGCAUGUACUACCAUGUCCGCUUUGCCAUGCAUCGGCCCUACAUCCAGGUUCAAGAAAGUUUGGAAAUCGCUGUCAGCUCUGCAUCCAGUCUUAUCAACCUCUUUUCGAAUGCAUGUUCCGCUCCCGAGGUCCACGGGCAUCUAAUCUGGGGACCCUUCCAUGUUUUCGCAGCCGCCAUGUUCUUUUCGUUUCAGCUUGUCACAAAUCCAGACCAACCAGGCUCAGGCUUGUUCAGGGAACAAGUCACUCGGUCUAUUGAUCUCCUUGAGAGAUCCAGGAGGCUACCCCUCGUGGAGAGUGCGCUUGCGCUUUUACUUGCCUUGAAGCCAUUAUAUUCGGAUCAGUGGGCAACAAAAUCUUUGGAGGAGCGGGAGGAUGAGAAGGAGGCAGUAUUAAAGGCCGUUGCGCAGCUCGCAUUUCCAUGGCAAGAAUCAUCUCGUGCACAAGAUGCAGACACUUCGGUGGCGCAAGGGAUCUUGAGGUCGGGUGUGCCCGUGGUGGGCUCGGGGCUGGAUACACCAAAUCCAGUCACACCAGGGGUAGAACGCCCCUCAUCUUCCUCCAUACGCUGGGUGCCUGCACAGUCUUUUCCGCAAAUGGGGCACUAUUCUCACUUCUCGUCCUCACAGCCUACCCCCGUCCUAAUGGCCAUGGCCGACCAAGUGCCCGUCCACGGACCUGGCCUUGGGCACGUUCUAUUUCCGCCACAAUCAGCAGCAGCGACACAGCAGUCGCUGAGACGGACACCAGUAUUGAUGUCUCGUCUGCAGCGGCUGCCCGGCCCAUUGACGCAGCCCAUACCGUAUCAGUCGGGGAUGAGCGCAUAUACUCAGCAGGGGGUGAACAUGAUGCAGCAGUCUCUAUCACAUCCACAGCACGUGCAGGGGUCGGCGAUCGAUGGGUCAGCUAUGUAUGCUCCUCUGGACGAGAGCACGCUGUGGCACGGCUCAGUCGGAUUGGGUCUAGGGGAGUGGGCGCAGCUUCUGAGCGCGAUGAACCAGUCGGAGGCGCCAAGUAGGCAACUGGAUCCUACCGAUGCGCCUCCUUAA
This is a messenger RNA of Fibroporia radiculosa, 2628 nucleotides long. RefSeq lists its product as uncharacterized. Gene Ontology annotation, molecular function: DNA binding; zinc ion binding. The coding region runs from base 1 to 2628 and encodes 875 amino acids. Gene Ontology annotation, biological process: DNA-templated transcription. NCBI's taxonomy places the organism in Eukaryota, Fungi, Basidiomycota, Agaricomycetes, Polyporales, Fibroporiaceae. The record is from RefSeq and is a predicted model, not a curated record. The transcript is spliced from 4 exons.